CCUCAGUUUACAAACUGCCUCUGACAGAAGAACACAUGAACAUAGAUGGAUGCAGGAAGUUUAACUUUGGAGAAGAAAGCAUGAGGCAGAGUCGUACAAUAAUGCUUCUUGGAGCGACAGGAGCAGGAAAGUCCACUCUGAUCGAUGGGAUAAUCAACUACAUUGUUGGUGUCGAGUGGGAGGACAGUUUCAGGUUUAAAUUCAUUAAUGAGGAUCAGUCAACAUCACAAGCUCACAGUCAGACCUCUGAAGUCACUGUUUACAAAAUCAACCACCAGGAGGGAUUUCAAAUCCCGUUCUCUCUGACCAUUAUUGACACUCCAGGCUUUGGAGAUACAAGAGGCAUAGAAAGAGACAGAGAGAUCACAGAGCAGCUACGUAAUCUCUUCACUUCCUCACAUGGUGUCAGUGACAUCGAUGCUGUGUGUUUUGUAGCUCAGGCUGCUUUAGCACGACUCACACCAACACAGAAAUAUGUGUUUGAUUCAGUGCUCUCAAUCUUUGGCAAAGAUGUGGCAGAAAACAUCAGGAUCCUGGUGACAUUUGCAGACGGUCAGCAACCUCCAGUUCUAGAGGCGAUCAAUGCUGCAGGAGUCCCAUGUCCUAAAACAGAAGACGGACUGCCGGCUCACUUCAAAUUCAAUAAUUCAGCCUUGUUUGCAGAAAAUAAAUCAUUUGAAAGAGUCAGCAGGAGUGAUGUUGGUAAAGGAGGACGUUUUGAUCAGAUGUUUUGGGAGAUGGGGGCAGAGAGCAUAAAGAGCUUUUUUGCUGCUUUGAAUCUCAUAGAAACUAAAAGCUUGACACUGACAAAGGAAGUCCUCAGAGAAAGAAAGCAGCUCGAGAUUUCAGUUGAGAAUCUCCAGGAGCAGGUGAAACUUCGGUUAGCCAAGACUGAGGAGAUAAAAGAGACGAGUGAAAAACUUAAAGAUCAUGAAGCAGAGAUCAGCAGAAAUGAGAACUUUGAGAUUGAAGUGACUGUCCCAAAAAUUAUUAAAAAGGAUAUUUUGGGCAAAAAAGAGUAUGUCACCAACUGUUCCGAAUGCGGUGUCACCUGUCACUACCCCUGUCAUAUACCAGAUGAUGCAAGUAAAAGAGGCUGUAGUGCAAUCGGAUCAGAUGGAAACUGUACUCAGUGUGAAGGCAAAUGUUCCUGGGACAACCAUCAUAAUAUGCCUUUCAGAUGGGAGAUUCAACAGGUUAAAGAGAAAAGAACACUGAAAGAAAUGAAAGAAAAGCACCAGAAAGCCACAGGGAAGAAGAUUACCUUUCAGGGAGUGGUUGACAGUCUGAAGGAUCAAUAUAAAAAUGUUCAGGCUGAAGUGGUGAAAUUAAUGGAGUGGUCCUCCAAGUGUCUGAACAGACUUAGAGAGAUAGCGCUUAAACCAAACCCUCUGUCCACUCCAGAGUACAUCGACAUGCUUAUUGAAAGAGAGAAAUCUGAGGGCAAAGAAGGCUGGAAGAAACGAGUUGAGUCUCUGAGGUCCAUGAAAGAAAAAGCAGAGCUCAUGGCUAAAACAGAGAAAGGAGAGGAACCCCUUGAUCAUUUAUAACUCCAGAACUAAAACUAAACUAAAACAAACUUUUUUUAAUAUAAAAAUCAAUUUUCAAAUCAACUUGACUUUACAUAAACGAGUGAUUAUAACUGCACUGCUGAAAGAUUAAAGACACAUUUAUUUGUGUUAAAGAAAAGCUUUAACAUAAGUGGACGUGUAUUUGCAUGAGGAAAAGCCAAAUGUGCUUUGUGCUAACAACAGUUUCAAAGUUUUUAUUUUGAUAUUCACCUUAGUUUUAGAUAUUAGUCUCAUUAUAACUUCAC
Molecule: messenger RNA, 1816 nt
Organism: Pundamilia nyererei
Lineage: Eukaryota; Metazoa; Chordata; Actinopteri; Cichliformes; Cichlidae
Exons: 1
Coding region: 36-1550 (504 amino acids)
Molecular function (GO): GTP binding
Source: RefSeq, a predicted model, not a curated record